GCCGUCUUUCCUUCCGACAUCUUGGACUACGUGAAGCACGCGUUUUUCGGGUGUACGAGUUUUUGAGUUCUGCGGUCGAAUAAUGAAGCUGAACAAACACGUUUCCUCUUCGCGGCGCAAGAGCCGCAAGCGCCACUUCCAAGCACCGUCGCAUAUCCGUAGGAAGCUGAUGUCGGCUCCGUUGUCAAAGGAACUUCGGCAAAAGUACAAUGUGCGCUCGAUGCCGAUCCGCAAGGAUGAUGAAGUUCAGGUUGUUCGUGGUCACUAUAAGGGUAACCAGCUCGGCAAGGUGACGCAAGUGUACCGUAAGAAGUUUGUUGUGUACAUCGAGCGUAUUCAGCGCGAGAAGGCAAACGGCAGCAACGUUUUCGUCGGUGUGCAUCCCUCCAAGUGUCUCAUCGUUAAGCUGAAGAUGGACAAAGAUCGCAAGAAGAUCCUGGAUCGCCGAGCCAAGGGACGUCUGGCGGCGCUUAAUAAGGACAAGGGCAAGUACACUGAGGAAACAACUGCCACCUCAGCGAUGGAAACUACAUCUUAAGUUUGCCAACAAAAGUACCCCUUGUGAGCUGUGCUAAGCAUUGGCUCUGGAACCUACAAGCGGAGAAAUUAAAACGAAAAAUGUGUGCUGCAUACUGGAGUGAAGCGAGAGAAUAAAAAAAGUCAGGCGAGAAA
Anopheles cruzii is the source of this 672-nucleotide messenger RNA. It is a transcript of the gene RpL26, whose product is annotated as 60S ribosomal protein L26. Bases 83 to 538 code for a protein of 151 amino acids. The record is from RefSeq and is a predicted model, not a curated record. Gene Ontology annotation, cellular component: cytosolic large ribosomal subunit; ribosome. Gene Ontology annotation, biological process: ribosomal large subunit biogenesis; cytoplasmic translation. Lineage: Eukaryota; Metazoa; Arthropoda; Insecta; Diptera; Culicidae. The transcript has 2 exons. Gene Ontology annotation, molecular function: structural constituent of ribosome; RNA binding.